Messenger RNA from Pomacea canaliculata, 5089 nucleotides. Its product is annotated as sorting nexin-11-like. Lineage: Eukaryota; Metazoa; Mollusca; Gastropoda; Architaenioglossa; Ampullariidae. Bases 1757 to 2656 code for a protein of 299 amino acids. The transcript is spliced from 6 exons. Gene Ontology annotation, biological process: intracellular protein transport. The record is from RefSeq and is a predicted model, not a curated record. Gene Ontology annotation, molecular function: phosphatidylinositol binding.
UUUUAGCUUAAUUUUUUUAGCAGACUUUUUGUGUGUAAAUGUCUAUGGAUGUGUAUGAAUAUGUGUAAUUGUGUGCCUUGCACUUCUGAAUACAAAUGCUAUAGUCAUACAUGUCAACAGUUUAAUAAAAUCCAUGAAAAAAUAUAACUUGUAUUACAAAUGAGCAUAAAUGAUAAAUAAUAAAUUGAUGAACUUCUAAAUAAUAAUUCAUCUUAUUUAUCGAGCAUUAUCACAUUCCAUAACAUGCUUUAGUGCACAGAAUGAAAUUGCUGUUAUUAAGCUAUUAUAAAAUGUCAGUGCAGCUGCAAGGCAAUGUAAACUACCAUCAGUCUAAUGUAUCUGCAGUAUCUGAUCAAUAGUACCUAUACCUUUCAAGAGAGAAAUCCUUUUGUGUCAGUCUGGUGACUUUAUCAUUAUAGUGAUUAUUUGUAAAGUAUGAUUAGGCCACGAGCUAUGGUACCUACUUCACUCAACAGGCCUAGCCUGUACUGUUAUGCUUAGCAGGGAAAGUAAGGUCAGGACCAUGUCAGAUGAUAACUGAAUUUUCAGGGUGUGCAUUGUUUGUCACAAAGGUUCUAAGUGUUCACAUGGUUUUGUAAUCAAGACUGGCUGGCUGGCUGACUUAGAGCAUGUGAACUGUAGGCUUUGUAAGCCCAGGUUUCUUAUACCACUGUGCUCCUUAUUAACAGUGGUUGUUAGACUUUGGCACAUUUCAUUUAUCAUCCUGUGUAUUUUUUGUUACCUUGAAGAUUUGUUCAUGACUUGUCAGAUCUGCUGCAUUGUUUUUAUGAUGGUUGUUAACUUUCAUUAAGCUGAUUGAAGUUAAGGUGACAGAAAUCCUUGAUAUUUCCCUUUUAACUGAAAGUUUUUUCUCUCCAUAUUUUCAUUUUAUUAUGUUUCUUUCUAAUGCCCUUCUUUCAGUGCAGAAAUUGCUGUUCUUUAACACUUGGAUAUCUUUCUCUUUUUUUAGGGUUUUUCUGUGUUCCUUUUUUACUCUUACUGUCUCAUAUGCACAGGCGCACACAUAAUUUAAUUAAAAGUGAAUUCUUAUGUGGGUACAGACAUCUUCACUAACAGACAUCAACAGAUCUACAGCAUUGCAGCUUCAAAAUAUGUCAUUCACAAAUUUUCAUAUAUAAAACAUAUCAACCUGAAUUAAAACAGUUUCUAGACACCUGGAUGGCUAGAAAAGGUUGUGGUACUAACCCUGAUACAAUAAACUCCUUGUUUAGAGACAAUUAUUAUUGUUAGUCUGUUCAUUGAUAUUUUUGUGAAGGGUUCUCAGCUAGCCUUUUAUGUUGAGGCAAAGCACAAUAUUAUCUAUACAUAAAAAUUAACUUUAUGACUAUUACUAAAUUACAGAAAUAUUAAUGUAUACUUUUUGUGACUGGUCAAUGAAACCCCCAAUAAGUUUAUUUGGGGGUAUGAAAAUAUCCGACAAUUUUUACUGGAAGUUGGUAGUUUCUGUUUGGAAAUACUUUUAUGAUUGCUGUAUAAGUAGUUUAGUUUCAUAAAUAUGUCUUGCAACACACUUUCAUCUAAAGUUGAUAUUCUAAGAGUAUGACAUCAGCACAGGAACAUGAUAGUGGUCACAUGCUUCCAGCUGAUCAUUUUGAUCAGUAUCUUUCAUUAUCUGAGUAGAUCACGGGUGUAGGAGAUAAAGUGCGUGGUUAUUCAUGUGACGCAUUCCUCCUGGAAAGCUCAGCAAUUUCUUCAGCUCUUUGUGCGGGUUUUAGUUAUUUUGUCAGCACAUUUAAUGACAAGUGGCAAUAUCAUAAGGCUGGAAGUUAUGUCUGAGUUUGACAAUGUACAGGAAGAUUGGGAUUUUGUAAAUGACAAUGUACCAGAAUGCUUGGUACAGGUGUCCAAUCCCAAGACAGUGAGCUUCAUGAAUGAGGGACAAUUUGUAACUUAUGAAAUAGCAUUUGAGACAUGUGACACUGCAUUUCGUGUCAAGAAAAGCAGGGUACGACGAAGAUAUUCUGAUUUUAUUUGGCUUCGAAACCAUCUGAAGGAAGUAGAUAAAUGGAGAUCACCACCUUCUCUUCCACCAAAAAAUUAUUUUUUGACGCAUCCAAGUGAAGAAUUUAUAGAGCGCCGAUCCACCGGGCUUCAGAAAUGGAUUGUUGAAGUGGUCUCUCACCCGAUGUACCUUUCAAGCAUGGCGCUGCAUCUCUUCCUGCAAACCGAACUUCCGUUGGCAAAGAUUGAGGAAUAUCUUUCAGGAAAGAUGAGUGAAGAGGAGCUGACGAGUAUUUGGGGGAAUGAGGGCAGGUUGUAUGACUUCCAGCCACAUAACAUUUUGCAUGCAUAUGAGCCAUCAGCACCAUGUGAAAUCAGUUUCUCGCCAGAUGAGCUGGGUGACAUUCAUCCCCCUUCUGAGCCUGUAAAAAUGUCACAGACUGGUAUCAUGCAAAUUAGCCUCGAGUCCCCUAGCUCUAGCUAUGAGGAAAUGGGUGAACAGGGUCGUGGUCUGAUCCGUCCGUGUGCAGUCACACCUGAUUCUGGAUUCUUGUGUGAGGAAGAUAACAUUAUAGUUGUUACACAAGAGACAAAUAGUUCAGCACUGAAAACACAUGAGGAUGAUGACAUUCUUUUAUCCCAGAGCACCUGCAGCAUCAAUGGAGACAGUUCUGAUUCACAGGUGUUAAAAUAACAAGGAAAACAGUAAGCUGCAAGUACGGAAUAUUGUUUUUCUUUUUUAAUACUUUUAUAAUGAGGAAAAUGGGCUGGAAAUGACAAGUUACUAGCACAGAAGGAGAAGAUGAAUAAAGGAACCUGUUCAUGCGUUUGUGAAGUCAUUUAUCAGGAUUGAUUUCAUCAUCUCAUUUGUACAUAUACUUAACUCGUGUGUUGCCCUACAACUUGUGGACCAGGAGAUGUAUGAAACAAUCUUAAAAACUGUAUCCAUAAAAUGUGUGCACAAUAUUUCUGUCUUAUGAUGAUAAAGAAGAUUACUCAUUUGUUUUUUUAGCCAAGUAUUUGCUUUUGGAAUGCCUUUCAAUUAAAACAUUUACAAGAAGUGUUUAAUUCAUUAGAGAUUGGGGCUUAUGAAAAAUAAAUUAAAAGGACUUAAUCUGCAGUUUAAAUACAUCUGUUCACAGAUAAGAACUAGAAUCAAACCAGUAAGAAUGGUGUCCCACAAAAACUUUGAUAGCUUCAACCACAAUUAAGGCACUGAAGUAUUUUAAAGCAUGUUUCAUCCUAUUGCUGUUUGUGGCAUCUUCUAGCUAAGUACUGGAUGACUUUCCAGGUAGCUGAAUCUUUGUAUGCUAGGAGAGGUGUUCUUUAACCGCAGUGCAACAUGCAUUUUAGGAAUGUUAUUCAUCUUUCAUCUGAGAUGCAGUUACUGUCCUGCUUUCAAUCAAUGCUAGUCAUAGGUGCACAAGUUGGUUUGCAUUUGUGUAUAUGCACAUGCACUAGGCAAAAUAGAGAUUGAGACUUUUGCCAUUUUGAUCAAAUAUAAUUGUUUAAAAAUAUCCAUUUUAACUGUUUUCUAUAAUCUGAGGUUGAACACUGUGCAGACAGAUUGUGAGAGAAAUAAAAAGUUUAGGGUCUUUGUGGCUUUACUAAAGGAGGAGGUAUGGUGUUAGAUGAGCUGCAAUUCUUCAUUGGGACACAUUUAUCAUCCUUGCCACUAAAGCUAAAAUGCUAGCAAAACAAUUGUUAUGAUACUCUGUCAAUAAGAGAUCAAAGUUUUUAGGAUUGCUGCAAUCAUUAGCUGAUACUUCAUAAUACUUUGUUUUUGACUUUUUUAGUUUUGACAUAGGGAUUUUUUUCUACUUUUCUUCUUAUGCUUUUGGUAAAUAACACCAAAAAGAUGCAUUAAGAUUUACCAGUAAUAUGAUGAGCAUAUGCUUAAUGUGUCUAUUUGCAAGCAAAGCUCUUAAUUUAAAAACUUCAAAAUGAAAUCCUGUGAUGCAAAAAAUAUUGAUAAUUGACACGCUGUAUUGUCAAGAAAUAAUACACAAAUGAAAGUUCCGGUGCAGAAUGCUUGAAUAAAGGUUAGCAAAUUGCUCAUGCUCAAAAUAAAAACAGGGUAAAUGUUGUAUAUCCCUUUCAUGUAAAUUUUAUAUAUGGACUUACCACUUUCCACCUUGUACAUUUGUAUGUAUGGAUUUGUUCAUUUGGUCAUUUCUGGUAUCAGAAGAUAAUGGAAAAAUACUUAGUGCUAAAUGUUGGGGUAUAUACCAGCUUGCUGGAAUGUAGAACAGCAGGGCUGUGGGAUAUGGUGGUGUAGGUCAGAAUAGGGUAGGUGAGGUGGCAUCUUCAGGGAUUAUAUGCAGAGGUGAGAGUGUGGGAGGUCAGAUAACAUUUUCAGCAUGAUAAUGUAGAGGUUACUGUUGAUCCUUUCUGCUGCUAGUUGAGAUUGAUCAGAAAAGUUUGUGUGUGUAAAUAAGCUCAGGGACUUUCGUACUUGUUUAUUUGUUGUUCCAAGGCUUUGUCAGCGUGGCUCAUGUACAGAUGGAUGAUGGAUUCCCUGUGAGAAACAGCGCUUUUCAAAACAUCUAAAUGCAUGUAAAGCUAGCAAGCGCCAUAGCAUUGUGUUGUUUCUGCAACAGAUGAAUUUCAGGUGACAGCAAAUGAGAUCAAAACCCAUCUUUCUUGAAUUCAAUUGAACUUGAGAUCUGUGUUGUUGUUGUUGUUGUGUGUGAGCAAGUAUUGGAGAUUGGAUUGAAAGAGAUGCAUUCAUGGGCCAGAAAUAAAUCUUUCUUUUUUUUUUUCAUCCUACAUUUGUUUGUUCCUUUCCUUCUUGUUUCCUCACAUACAGCUGUUCAGUUGGCUGUAAAGCUGCUUGUUAUCCAGCUGUAUCUUGAUCUAUGUUAGGUUAUUUUUUUUUGUGCUUAGUGACCUGUUACAGUAUAUGAUAGGAUUAUUGGUGAAAAGGUGAUGUUUUUUCUGAUUUGAUGUUUUAAGUAGCACUGUUCUUACCCAUAAAAUGUUAAAACAAAUUAUGGAACUUUAAAAUGAUAACAUGCUUAAGUAUAAAAAGAUCUUAUUGUCUUGACUACAUGGUUGGGCUAUUUACUCACAGUAAAGAUCAAACAAAGGAAAAGUUGGUUUUGCUAUGUAUAAAUUCUAAAUUCUU